AUAUAUUAAAAAUAUUCAUGCCUGUUUCAGCUGAUUCCAACGAAGCGCAAAAGUAAAGUGUAGUGUAUCGUAAGUAGUAGUACAGUAGUAGUAGUAUAUGGACAAUCUCUUUAUGAUCAUACUGUACACAAGGCGUUGAUUUGUCGACUUGUAGGAGCAAAACUAGAUGAACAUAAUAAUAAGUAUACCAGUUCGAAAAUCAACUUCAUUUCCACCAAUCAAAACGCCCAAUAUGACAUGUACGACCUACAUUCCUCCGAAAUGUCCAGAAUCGAGGAAUCUGAUACGACUUGAUGCACGCACAUCUGGUUCGCCAUGGUUGCAAGUCGGGUACAUGCUGUAGUCGGGUACAUGCUGUAGCUAGGGCUGGCUUUGUGAACGGCAGUCUGUACGAGAAAGCACGACCCGACUUCCCUCGUGAAGCGCUCGUCCAUUUGAUUCCUCCGUCGCUGUCGAGGUCGAGCCGCGUCCUCGAUGUUGGGAGCGGCACGGGCAAGUUCACUUCGCUUUUGGCGUCGCACUUCGACUCGCUGGUGGCGGUCGAGCCGUCUGAGAGCAUGCGCACCGAGUUCAAAGCGCGUCAUCCGUCCAUUACAUGCGUGGAUGGGACUGCGGAACACCUUCCGUUCCCCGACGCUUCGCAAGACGCGAUCUACCUCGCCCAGACCUUCCAUUGGUGUGCGAACGCCGCCGCUCUCCACGACAUGUCUCGCGUCCUGACUUCGAACGGGUUUCUUGGGCUCAUCUGGAACCUCGAGGACGAUCGGACUUCGUGGGUACGCGACCUUCGCGCCAUCUAUGAACAGUUUGAUGUCGUGGCGCCACAGUACCGCACAGGCCAAUGGGAACUCGCGUUUCGCAGCAACGAGCAUGCAUUUGAGUAUCCGUUGCAGCAUAUUCGCCUCGAACACUUAGUUCCCGGGGACACGACCGAGCACGUUUGGCUGCGCGUGCUGUCCAAGUCGUACAUCCACUCGCAACCGCAGGACGUCAUCGACAGCGUCAAGGCGGAAGUGGACGCCAUUUUGGACACGGCCACCUUCGAGCGGGAUGGCAGCGGUCGCAUCUUGUACCCGUAUGUGACGGAUAUGUAUUGGACCCAUAAGAAGUAGGGGUGCAAAGAACCCUUUGGUUGGCAAUUCAUACUUAGGGCUAAAUCCUUUGGUGUUCCAAGUAGUUUUCAGAAAGAGCAUGAACAGCCAAUCAAAAUCGAUUUACCUCUUUCUUUUUCACGAUUUACUGUUAGAAAAAGAAGUCAAAAACGAGGUAAAAAAGUAGGAAACU
Aphanomyces astaci is the source of this 1284-nucleotide messenger RNA. RefSeq lists its product as hypothetical. The coding region runs from base 294 to 1112 and encodes 272 amino acids. Gene Ontology annotation, molecular function: S-adenosylmethionine-dependent methyltransferase activity. The transcript has a single exon. NCBI's taxonomy places the organism in Eukaryota, Oomycota, Saprolegniomycetes, Saprolegniales, Verrucalvaceae. The record is from RefSeq and is a predicted model, not a curated record.